GUAGCAGAUGACGUGUCUGGUUUGUGCAGCAAAGUGUGUUGUUAAUGUUACAGUAGGGUCUCUCAUGCUAGCUAAGUAACCUGCGCAAACAUAGCUAGCUAAAUGUAUUCGGAGUGAUAUUUAUUUAUUUAUUUUGAUUUAAAGCAUCGUCUCGCAACAUUUCUUUGUCGAAAGAAGAGGAAAAUGUGGGCUUUUUACAAUAUGCCCACUCUUUGGAGGGUCUCAAUGUUACUUCUUUUUGAAGGCUUAACGUUACAGAGAGCCUCAAGCUUCUAUCUUCCGGGUUUGGCUCCUGUCAGCUUUUGUGAGAAAAAUGAUGCUGAAAAAGACCAAGUGCCGGACUGCAGGUCUGAAAUCGAGCUGUUCGUGAACAGACUGGAUUCCGUGGAGUCAGUGCUGCCAUAUGAAUACACUGCGUUUGAUUUCUGCUCUAUAGAUUCUGAAAAACGCCCCUCAGAAAAUCUGGGCCAGGUUCUGUUCGGUGAACGAAUCGAGCCGUCUCCAUACAAGUUUGAGUUUAAGAAGAAGGUGGAGUGCCAGCACGUGUGCACGAAGUCAUACGACACGGAGAAAGCCGAGGACCGAGGAAAACUGGACUUCCUGAAGAAAGGAAUGCUGCUCAACUACCAGCAUCACUGGAUUGUGGAUAACAUGCCUGUGACGUGGUGCUACGAUGUGGAGGAUGGGCAGAAGUUCUGUAAUCCUGGCUUUCCCAUUGGCUGCUACGUGACGGACUCAGGUCGGCCCAAAGAUGCCUGCGUUGUCAAUGCCGAGUUCAACGACAAAGACACCUACUACAUCUUCAACCACGUGGACAUCACGGUCUACUUCCACAUGGUUGAGAACGAGGCGGCAGGGGCUCGACUGGUCGCCGCGAAGAUGGAGCCCAAGAGCUACAAAUCUACCAAGCCUGAUAGUCCGGAAUGUUCCGGACCCCCCAUGGACCUGAGCAACAAGUUCAGCGGGAAGCUCCAAGUGCCCUACACCUACUCCAUACAGUUCAUCGAGGAAAAGACCAUCCGCUGGGCCUCUCGCUGGGACUACAUCCUGGAGUCCAUGCCCCACACCAACAUCCAGUGGUUCAGCAUAAUGAACUCUCUGGUGAUCGUCCUCUUCCUCUCGGGGAUGGUGGCCAUGAUCAUGCUGCGGACCCUGCACAAGGACAUCGCCCGAUACAACCAGAUGGACUCUGUGGAGGACGCGCAGGAGGAGUUCGGGUGGAAGCUGGUGCACGGGGACGUGUUCCGGCCCCCCAGGAAGGGCAUGCUGCUGGCCGUGUUCCUGGGCUCCGGCACCCAGAUCUUCAUCAUGACCUUCGUCACCCUCUUUUUCGCUUGCCUGGGCUUCCUGUCCCCGGCCAAUCGCGGGGCUCUGAUGACGUGCGCCGUGGUCCUGUGGGUGCUGCUGGGAACUCCGGCCGGCUACGUGGCUGCCAGAUUCUACAAGGCCUUCGGUGGUGAAAAAUGGAAAACAAAUGUUCUCCUGACAGCCUUCCUGUGCCCAGGGAUCGUGUUUGCGGACUUCUUCGUGAUGAACCUGAUCCUGUGGGGAGAGGGCUCCUCGGCCGCCAUGCCGUUCGGCACGCUGGUGGCCAUCCUGGCGCUCUGGUUCUGCAUCUCCGUGCCCCUCACCUUCAUCGGGGCCUACUUCGGCUUCAAGAAGAGCGGGAUGGAGCAUCCGGUGCGCACGAACCAGAUCCCGCGGCAGAUCCCUGAGCAGUCCUUCUACACAAAGCCCCUUCCCGGGAUCGUCAUGGGUGGGAUCCUCCCCUUCGGCUGCAUCUUCAUCCAGCUCUUCUUCAUCCUCAACAGCAUCUGGUCUCACCAGAUGUACUACAUGUUCGGCUUUCUCUUCCUGGUCUUCAUCAUCCUCGUCAUCACCUGCUCCGAGGCCACUAUCCUGCUCUGCUACUUCCACCUGUGUGCAGAGGACUAUCACUGGCAGUGGCGGUCCUUCCUGACCAGCGGGUUCACGGCCGUGUACUUCCUGGUGUACGCCGUGCACUACUUCUUCUCCAAGCUGCAGAUCACAGGGCUGGCCAGCACCAUCCUGUACUUCGGCUACACCAUGAUCAUGGCCCUCAUCUUCUUCCUCUUCACCGGAACGAUCGGCUUCUUCGCCUGCUUCUGGUUCGUGACAAAGAUCUACAGCGUGGUCAAAGUGGACUGAUCGGCUCGCCUUUCGGCCACGGGCCUUUCAAAAUGGCGCCCGGGCAUCUCAAAAUGGAGGAAUGUAGGCUUCCCUGGAUCCAAGCCUCGCUGUGAUUCGCUGGUACACACAAUAAGCUCCAGACUGUUUCCAAACGCAACGCAAUCGCACUCUUUAUCAUCCAGUAAGGAGUGCCAGCCGUGGUCAGCUUCAACAGUUCAAUAUGAAACGCCAUCUCAUCCUGCACUACCGUUAUAAAUAUGUCAAACUAGGUUUUUGUAAAUAUUACAUGUGAAGUGUAAUUAGCUUGCGAGCCUUUCGGCAUUGAUCGAUAGCAUUAAAGCACCAUCUACCCUUUGUGGCGAGUCUGGUGAUGACAUAAAUAUAAUUGUAAAUAUCUUUUCUAAUGCUGGAAAUUAGGCAAUGUGAAAUGAGUAUUACUGGAAUUUCUGUCUGUUUUGCGGGAGGACUGGCUUUUAACAUUUUUUUUAUUUCUGUUCCUAUAUUUAACAUGAAAAUACAAGUGAUAAGUCUGUUCGGUUCCUUAAUUUGCAUUAAUAAUUUUAUUGGUGUACGAAUUAUUGGGAUCAACGUCCUUUUUUAACUUAUGUUUCCGUCGCUUCCUUUACUUUGUGCGCGUCGGUCUCCUCAGGUGUACGCUGGUGUGUAAACCUGCAGUUAUGAAUGUUGUACAAAUCAUCGAAUGCUGCCGCAGUCCCGAUUUUUACUCUGAUUUCGCUGAAAGGUCCGUAGUCAUUAUGUGGGGAUUUCUGUGUAUAUAAUCUCAUUAAACACAUCGGUUUGACACGA
Molecule: messenger RNA, 2958 nt
Organism: Conger conger (European conger)
Lineage: Eukaryota; Metazoa; Chordata; Actinopteri; Anguilliformes; Congridae
Gene: tm9sf2
Product: transmembrane 9 superfamily member 2
Exons: 17
Coding region: 184-2169 (661 amino acids)
Biological process (GO): protein localization to membrane
Cellular component (GO): membrane
Source: RefSeq, a predicted model, not a curated record